GGUCAAUGCUUGAAAUGUUUUGUUGCUGGUCCAGCUUCCGCGUAACAAAUCUUAUCAGUUCGAGAGAGGGUUAAGACUUAGUAUACUAAAGAAGCUGGACAGCAGCAGAUGUGUUUGUUUUUCCCACUAUGUCAUUGCUCAUUGUAUUUGUAGUAUUUCUGCUGGUUUGCGUUGCCUAUGUCGGCUUUGUUAUUCACAAAAAGGAAAUUAAUCCAAAGGAAAUACGUGUGAGUAACUUUCAGGAUGCGAAGAAGUUGCUCACCCUGCCUUCAACUGCUGACCCGCAACGCUAUUUGGCGAAAAGAGCUUGACCGGAAUUUUAUUCAAAUACCGCAUGCAUUUUUCGUGUCAUUCCCACCUGAAGAAUGAAAUCCGAUG
Messenger RNA from Drosophila arizonae, 378 nucleotides. RefSeq lists its product as uncharacterized. The record is from RefSeq and is a predicted model, not a curated record. Lineage: Eukaryota; Metazoa; Arthropoda; Insecta; Diptera; Drosophilidae.